UAUUGUCUUUAGAUAGCUGUGGUGGAAAUGGAAUUGUGAUGCUUCCUACUAACAAAUUUUAUUUUAAUCCAUUUCAUUUCAACCUCAUUGCCAUACUAGUUCUUCUUAUUCCCAUCAUCCCAAACAAACCACAUCACAACAAACAACACUCCCAAUGGCAUGCUCACCCACUACCUCCGCUUCUUCCAUCUUAUCUCUAAACCCUAAUUCAUCACUCAUCUCUCCCAAAAAACCUAUUUCCACUCUCUCUAUCCCUAAUUCUCUCCCUAAACCCUUCUCACUCUCUUCACUUUCAUUCUCUCGCCCCUCCCUUCAACAUUCUUCUCGCCGCAAUUCAUUCCUCGUUAAUGCCUCUAGUGGGCUUCCAUUGGUUGGAAAUGUAGCACCUGAUUUCGAAGCAGAGGCUGUUUUUGAUCAAGAAUUUAUCAAGGUCAAACUCUCUGACUAUAUUGGGAAGAAGUAUGUUAUCCUAUUUUUCUACCCAUUGGAUUUCACCUUUGUUUGUCCAACAGAAAUCACUGCUUUCAGUGACCGGCAUGCAGAGUUUGAUGCAAUAAAUACUGAGAUUUUGGGUGUUUCAGUUGACAGUGUGUUCUCGCACCUUGCAUGGGUUCAAUCAGAUAGAAAGUCAGGUGGCCUUGGUGACUUGAAAUAUCCUCUGGUUUCUGAUGUCACCAAAUCCAUAUCAGAAUCUUACGGUGUUCUCAUUCCCGAUCAGGGAAUUGCAUUGAGAGGAUUGUUCAUUAUCGAUAAGGAAGGGGUUAUUCAACAUUCUACCAUCAACAACUUGGCAAUUGGUAGAAGUGUUGAUGAGACAAAGAGAACACUCCAGGCCCUGCAGUAUGUACAAGAGAACCCAGAUGAAGUUUGCCCUGCUGGAUGGAAGCCUGGGGAGAAGUCCAUGAAACCAGACCCCAAACUUAGCAAAGAUUACUUUGCAGCGGUAUAAUGUGUAUAACAGUUAAGAGUAGCCACACGCAUCUGUAUCAAUUUGAGUUAUGAAAGAGUAUUAUGUAAUAGUAUUUGCUGGUGUACUGGAUUCUGUAAUGUACUAUGUAUUGAUAAUUUGCAAUUUCUUUUGAUUA
Lathyrus oleraceus (garden pea) is the source of this 1085-nucleotide messenger RNA. RefSeq names its product 2-Cys peroxiredoxin BAS1, chloroplastic. The transcript is spliced from 7 exons. Gene Ontology annotation, biological process: hydrogen peroxide catabolic process; cell redox homeostasis; response to oxidative stress. The record is from RefSeq and is a predicted model, not a curated record. Gene Ontology annotation, molecular function: thioredoxin peroxidase activity. Bases 155 to 949 code for a protein of 264 amino acids. Lineage: Eukaryota; Viridiplantae; Streptophyta; Magnoliopsida; Fabales; Fabaceae.